Messenger RNA from Prorocentrum cordatum, 2139 nucleotides. NCBI's taxonomy places the organism in Eukaryota, Dinophyceae, Prorocentrales, Prorocentraceae. The record is from the annotation of a GenBank genome assembly.
AUGGGCAGGGCCCGGUUCCGCGGCGGCCCCCGCGGGCAGCGCCUGGUCGCCGCCGCGGGGCUGCUGCAGGCGCCCGCCGUGCGGCUGAGCCUGGGUGGCGGGGCCUGCGGCGCCGGCCGCACCGGCGAGGUGGACUGCGCGUCGUCGGGCAGGGGCUCGCUGCCCGCAACCGCGGGCAACAUCGCCUCCGCGGUGCUCGCGGGCUCGCUUGUGCUCUUCGUCCUUGCCAGCACAGGCGACUUCAAGCAGUUCAGCCAGAUGCUCACGGGCGAGCACGGGCGAGCCGCCCCUCGCAAGGGCUGCGCCCACCUGGUGCACUGCGGCUUCGCCGCGGGACCCCCCGACGCCAGCGGCGGCGGGGCCAGGGGCGCCAGGAGGCCUCCGGCGCGCCCUAUAGCGGCGAUCAUGGGACUGACCGUGUACCGCUUCUACACCGGCUUCCUCAGCGCCACGUGGCUGCCGUACCUGCUCGCCAUGGAGGGCGUGGACCUCUGGGGAGAGAACCAGGCGUUGUUCAUGGGAAUCAUCAAGCUGCUCUACGGGGCGAGCAUUUUGCUGAAUCCUCUCUUUGGGCUGCUCGGAGACAAGGCGGCCACGAUGUCGCACGGCCUCGGGCGGCGCAUCUUCGUGCGCGCUGGGAUCCUCCUGGCCGCCCUGGGCAUCUUCACCUGCUACUUCGCCGCGUCGCGCGGGCUCUUCAGGGUCUUCCUGCUGGGCAUCCUUGCCUGGAGGCUCGGCGAGGGGCUGUGCGACGUGACCACCGAGGCCAUCUGCCCAGAGAUGCUGCCGCCGGAGCAGUUCCAGCUCUCGAGCUCCAUCCGCGCGGCCAUGUUUCUGGUGGGCGGCUUCGUCGGCUACGUGGCCGUCCUGGUGACGGCCCACCUGCACUACAGCUGGCUCUACUUCGGCUACAUGCUCAUGAUGCUCCUCUGCGGGCUCCCGGCCCUAGCCCUCAUGCCCGACGGCGGCGAGGUCGCCCGUCCGACCAGGCUGUCGCAGGCGCAGAGGCCGUUGCUGGCCUCGGCCAUGGACGCGUACCUGAAGCCCGCGCAGUACGCUGGAGGCUUCCCGGCCGCAUGCCUCAGCAUCUUCCUCUUCAGCUGCGGUUCUGCCCCGAUGUUCUUCUUGCUGCUGAUGCUGAGGGACCUCGUAGGCAUCAAGGACUCCGUCGAGAUGCAGAUGCAGUUCAGCCUCGUCUCGAUCGAUUUCUUCCUGAGCGCCGCGGCGGCCUCGGCGCUCAACGUGAUGCUCGCGCCGGGCAGGGGGCACUCCGAGGACGCGUCGGAGGGGCAGCUGCUCCUGGCCACGGAGGUGCGCAGGAGGAGUUUCCAGAUGACGGCGGCCUCCGUCUUCGCGUUCGCGCUCGUCGUGGCGCUGAUACCUUUCCUGGUCCUGCUGGAGACCGUGGAGGCCCGCAGGGGGGCCUUCUACGUGCUCUCGGCGCUGAUGGGCGCGACUUUCGGCUCCGUGUACUCGCGCUUCCAGGAUUGCAACUGGCAGCUCCUCCCGUCUGACGUUGAGACGGCCACCGCGAUGGGCUUCUCAACUAUGUGCAAGCUACUCGGGGCCGGCCUCGGAAACUUCGUCGCGGGGCUCGUCCUGGAUCUCUGCCAGUCGCGGGAGAUGCGCCGCCACGCGCACGCGGACCACGCGGCGGUCGCGUACGGCCCUGGCGGCUACGCCAUCCUGUGCACCGCCUGCUCCGCCCUCGUGUUCGCGGCGGGGGUGCUGGUCCUCACCAUCCCGGGCCGCGUGGCCGCGGAGGCGCGCGGCCCGCGGCGGGCGAGGUCGUGCCCGCGGGCUGAGCCGGCCCGCGUGGGUGAGCGGCGGGCCGCGCGCGGGAGGCGGCGGUCGAGCCGUGGCGAGGCGUCCUGGCUUGCCCAGAGGCCCGCCAGGGAGUGUUCCAAGAGCCUCUCUUGUGGUUUGCGCGACGGGUCGCGGACGCCGUGCGCGACACGUGUCCAACCGUGCGGAGCACCGGCUGCAGUCGCAGGUGCCGCGCAAGACUGCGGCGAGUGCGGCCGCCAGCGAGCCUUUGGUGCUGCCGGCCUCUCGCCCGCUCUCCUGCGGCAUCGUCUCGUCCUCCUCCCCUCCGCCCUCUGCCUUGCUUGUUUACGCUGCCCCAUCUCCACCUCAUAG